GCGUAGGACAGACACCAAAAAGGCACACAUUUCGUCUACCCUGUAGGUGUGCCUUCAGGAAGCUUUGCUGAUUAAGCAGCCUCUCACAGUCCACGCCUUUUUCGUAAACAAGACACCUGGCAACAAAUUGCGAAAUUUGCGGCACUCUUAGUGUUACAGCGAGAUUCUCCCUCUUUCCAUAUUGCAUGCCAUGAGUCGAUGCUUUAUUGUUGUGUGCUGAAUGUGACGACACGUCAGUUGCAAAACGUCACGGAUUAAAAUGAUGUGAGUGCACAGAUAUCGUCACUGUUGCAUGAUGAAGUAACGAGCCGACGCCUAAUCGUCCCACACCUUGCCUGAGGUAGGAGGUGGGAUAGCACAGUAAUGGCCAUGGACAGCUCAUAAUUCCGGUGGGCGAGCGAAGAGAAAGAAAAAAAAGCAACGCAACAGCUUCCAACGAGACCCGAAAAUGAAAACUCGAUAAAUUUUACGAAUAAACAAAUAAAGAAAAAGAGAGAGAGAGAAAAGAAAAGAAAAAAAACUAGCAAUAAUAUGCCAGCCAGUCUUCUCCUGACUUCGUCGCCGACUUUGCGUGGGGUGACCCGCAACGAGUCUACUCGCUCAGACUCCUCUGCGGCUUCUAAUACCUCUCAGAGCUCAGCCACGGGUAACAAGAAGGUGAGCUUUAACAAGGCGGUGCGUGUCAAGAAGUAUCCGCGUCCCAAGAAAAGUGACGCGGGACUUUAUGAUGAGUCCCAUGAUGUGAAUGGAUCCGCUACUGCUGUGAAUGGAUCUGACGAAAUACCUGGCAGUCCAGGGAAGAGAUUUUGGUUCAAGGUGUACAAGAACAAGCAUCGACAGUCACCUGAUCUGAAUGAGUUCCGACCCAAGAACAAUGUGAUUUAUUACGGCAACGACGUAGGAGGUGACACCAAUGGUUAUUACCCCGAUGACGUUAUCAGUUACCACCCAAAUCCCUCUGUUUUGAACUAUCCGGUUUUCACUGCAGAGUGUGGAACUCAGACACCGAAUCGCAAAUCGGAUACUUCGAGUCGUACGGCCCUCUUGGGAAACGAGUUCACGCCUCUGCAUCCCAGUCAGAUGCCAUCAGACCCACCAGAGGUGAGGAGAAAUUAUGUAAAGAAGAUAGUGAAUCGAUUCAACGAGGAAGCCGUUCUUCAAAAACAGCGAUCUGUUGAGGACCAACCAGGAAGUCCACAAAUGUCACCUCCGGGAUCCCCCAGGCAGCAUUCCACCCCCAAACACCACAUACCAGUACCUCCACCUCCGCCCCCACCAGUGACUCCAUACUCCUCGUAUCCUCCAGUGAAUUUACCUCCACAACCUGAGGGACUUUUUACCACCCCCAGAUCGAAAAAGAACCACAUCGUAAAUGGCGUGAAAGUGAUGUUUGGUAUGGACGAUAAUAAAAGUGAGAACCAUGAUAGCAACCAUACAUUUCGCAAAGAUUCUCCUGAUUCUAGAAGCAGAGAUAAAUCAGAUGAUGAUAUCAAAUCCAAAACAGGUACGAAUUCUUAUAAAACCGAGAUUGUCAUAUCCGAUGGUUCGGAAACAGAAGUGAAGACUCCAUACUCCCGUCAUGACACGUUUCUUUUUGGGGACGAACCAUCUCAUGCGUUAGUAAAACGCAAUGGUGGCAUGGAUAUUAGCCGUGGACGAGAUGAUAGAGGAUAUGGCAAUGGAUAUUAUUACGAAGAAGAUGGAGAUGAACCGGGUAGAAGAGGAAAAUACCAUAUUGAGGCUUGGGAUACUGGUAAUGAGUUGCUCUUUGAUACAACGGAUGUUAACACCGCUACCGCUCGAACAGAUAAAGGCCAGUUUAUGUCAACAGUUGGAGAAAAACAUCAGCUUUGGAGAAAUAAUAAACGCAUUGUUGUUUAUGAGGAGCAAUCUCCAACAAUAAUUAGAAGGAAAGCAAAAUCUCAAAGUGACCUCCUAAAUGCAGAUGACAAACCCUCUCCAGAAGAAAAAUUAGAUAAAGGAGUAUCUACCGAUGAAUUGUUUAUUAGCAAAUCUGACAAAAGGGAUACUUUGUCUAAGAAACAAAAGGAUUCAUGGCUGAGACAUUUUCGAUCAACUACAAAAGACAAAGGUAUACAGUGUAACAAAGUACCAACGGAUGAACCUCAAGAGCUUUAUGGAUUCGGAAAGUACAGGAUCAUUCGCCCCAGAAAUGGUACUGUCUCUGCAUUUAGCAAUGUGCCAAAAAUUGAAAAAGUGAAGCUAAAGGAUCAGACCGUAUCAAGCCAAGUAGACGGUCACAAUAGUAAAAACAGUGUUAUAUAUAGUCAGGUGGAUAAAACAAAAAAGAAGAAGAAUGGAGAAAAAGAAAAGAAGAAACAUCUGUUUUCAGAAGAUGGGAAAAUAGGCUCUCUAUUUAAAUCACGAUCCGAACCGUUAUAUAUAGGCCCUCCGCCAAAAAAUCAACAGCAUGCUGAUGAGGAGAUAGAUGAAGAGAGCUAUUACGAGGAUAAAGGAGAAAGAGUCAUAAAAACUUCUAAGAAAAGUUUCGGUUUUCGACUUGGCACUGAAGAAAGAAACAGGAGAUCUCCCUAUUACGAAGAAGACUGGUACAAUGUGGAUGGAGAUGUCGAGGCAGUCGAACGUCAGAAGCGGAGAGGUAAAAGUCACAGAGACAUUGCAGAAGUACGCCAAGAACUUGUUGAAGAAGAAAUUUCGGAUGCCAGUAGUCUUAGCAAUGGUGAUCAAAAGCGGAAUGGCGGAGGUGCUGGGUCGGUAAUGAGAGAAGUGGAUUAUAAAAAGCGAGAAAUAUCUUACGAAAAUGUUCCUAGAUCGGAUGGAGAAAGCGGCAGUCAGAAUCAUGUUGGAGGCGGUUUAUGGUAUCGGGAUGCUGAUGAAGAUUAUCGAAAAGAAAUGGCCCAGAGUGAAGUUUCUUACCCAGCUGGUAAUUCAGUAGGUAGUGACAGAUUCUAUACAGUCGACCGUAGAGAAAAAUCAUCCAAGAAAUUACCACCCCCUAGUCCCCGCGCUUAUACAUUGGAUCGUCGUCACAUGAAGACUAAAGAAAAGUCAAAACAAGUACCCAACACAAGUGGAGUAAAAAUCUUAGUCAAUGGAAAAGAAAUAAAAGACAAAACUUCAACUAAAAAAUCGAAGAAAAGAGAAGAUCCAUCUUCGGUUCAAAGUGAUCCCCUCUGUGUCCGAGGAGGACUGGCUGCUGCUUACCAAGCUCGACAGAGAGCUGCCGUAAGAAGAAGCAACAGUUCUGUUUCUGGACUGAGCAACAGCAAAUACCAUUCAGGCAGUAGUCCAAACAUCCGUCGUAUAGUGGCUUCAUCGGACAUAUCUGCUGCAAGCUCUGAAAGUGAAUCCUCAAGGGUCAGACGCCCUCUGGUCAUGUACAUUCCUGGUGUCAGUCAUCCAGAGAAGUCAUCAGAGAAUGAAGACAGGGUCAGUAGUUCCAUCGCCAGGAGCCAGUCCAUGAUGGCCCCAACUCGUCCUCCUCGAAUGGUGAAGAGGAUCAAUCAGAGGGGCCAUAAAGGAUCGAAGAUGGAUUUGUACCGCAAUGGAGAUAUUUACGAAGAAGACGAGAUAAUGCCUCUGGCUUCUGAUACAAACAGGAAAAAACCACCUAAAGUCCCAGCAGACUCUAAAAAACAAAGUGACAUCAAAAGAAGGCAUUCAAUGCCGAAGGACACUAAAUUUUCGUGGCUUUCGAAAUGGAGGUUAAGAGGAAAACCAUCACGAGAGCCAUAAUUCCAGAUAUAAUAUGCAAUUCUUACAAAUUAUCAAGUACAGAGGUGCUCAUAAUCGUAAAAGUGCCCUGAUAAAUUGUGAAAUAGCUUUAUUGUGUGUUUGAUGUUAAUUGAAAUUCUAACAAAAUUCUUAAAUGAAAUGAGCUUUCGAAUGUUUUUCCCAAAUCUUACUCUUCAUUUUGUGUGGUAGUACCAUAACAAAGAAUUUCUCAGCUAUCUUUAGACCGGGACUAUUGGAUUUGUAAACAAGAAGAUAUUCCUUUAUUUCUAGAACUGGAUUCUGCAAUUUCUUUUCUAAGAUCUUACGGGUAUGUUGACAUUUUUUUGCAAAAACUUUCAGAUGGAACUGAUUUUUUUCCUUCUCAGUCUACAUUCUCAUUUUAGUGGCAGCUUAAUCUACUGAUUACUUUACAAAUAACAAUUAAUCAGACUCUUUGUUUUCUAUUUUGUUCUAUUUUUCAUACCUCAUCUGAGCAGCAUUUAAAAAUUUUCUUCUGGUCAAUGGAUUAAAAAUAGCUUGUAAAUUUUUUGCAUUUAAUGUAUAUAUAGAUUUUGAGCAGUGUUUUCUGUAAUAUAUUGUGCCAAUAUUGUCGUCUGCAAUUAGUAUUCUGGUGCCAUCUGACAAAAUAAAAAAGAACAUUUGUUAACAUAAAUAUUCCUUAUAUUAGAAACACAUUUUCAAACACAUGAAGAAAUAGCUGCUUUGCUUUUACACUGUGAAUUGCUGAUUUACAUUUUACAUACGUGUAUAUGACUUGUAACUCCAUUAGUUUGGAAAAUUCAUGAGAGAAGAAUACUGUGUUAUUUUGUUGUUGUUAUUUCUGAAAGGUACUGUGCUUAUUUUUGUUUUACAUGUGAAAUAUUGAAAUAUUUGUAUAGAAUGUACCAGCCCAUAACACAAUUAAAAUAUUGCUUUCAGUUGGUA
Messenger RNA from Argiope bruennichi, 4641 nucleotides. RefSeq lists its product as uncharacterized. The record is from RefSeq and is a predicted model, not a curated record. The coding region runs from base 532 to 3717 and encodes 1061 amino acids. Lineage: Eukaryota; Metazoa; Arthropoda; Arachnida; Araneae; Araneidae. The transcript has 2 exons.